Linum trigynum is the source of this 411-nucleotide messenger RNA. NCBI's taxonomy places the organism in Eukaryota, Viridiplantae, Streptophyta, Magnoliopsida, Malpighiales, Linaceae. The record is from the annotation of a GenBank genome assembly.
AUGGGUUGCUGCACCGACAAGUGCAAGCCCAGGAAGCCGAAUUUCGCCACCGCCGCAGAAGAAUUCCGCCAUGUCCAGGACAAGCUUGUCGUCUCCCAACAACCUCCCAUCGCCAGAACUCCACCAAUCUUCCACUAUCACCACCAUCCAUCCAACAAAAACUCCCCCAUCUUCCUUCUUCUUCUUCUUCCUCUUCUUCUUCCGUUUCGCUUCCUUCAUUCAGCCGCAGCCUCCGUCGCGGAAGCCUCAACUCCACUACUACCACCAACAAUAGUUGUAGGAGUGAUCUAUUUGAAUUCCUUCAAGGAUUGCGCCAAUAAGCUGCCAGAGUCCCCUGUUCCGAUUUUGAAACAAGGGAAGAGACAGAGUGUAAAGGGAUGCUCAAUCGCAACGCCGCAAUUAUCAAAAUAA